GGGAAAAGGAAUCCCCGCACGAGCUUCUCAUUUCGCCUAUCUUCCUUUUUCUUCUCUCUAUCUUUUUCCUCGUCUCCUCUUCAUCUGGAUGAAAUGGAAUACUAAAACAACUUGGAUGCUUCUCUUCCAGGACUAGUCUUUUGUCCAGAUGACAGUCAUCUCCUCAUAUAUACUCCCCUCACAGCCACAACCCAAAUCCCUUCCCAAACGCCAACCUUUGUGAUUCCUACCCAGCACUGCUGAAUUCACACUGAUCUGUCCCUACAAAGACCUUCAUUUCAAUCCAAGCAGAGAACUCAACCAGUUGCCCUUCUCUUUGAUCUUAGAGUAGCCCUCCUUCGUAAAACCUAGGAGCACUCCAAAAUCUCUCAACACCUCUUUGUUCUUCGCUUUCUUUAGAUAUGUAUAUAUAUAUGUAUAGAUCAACUAGGUAGAGAUCAAAUACAACACAAGCUCCAAACCCUCACCGUCCUCUUUCCCUCUCUUGGGAAAACCAGAUCCGCCCUAGCUCUUCUAUUAAGCAAGAAAAGAGAUCGAGUCUUUUCCUGCUCUCCUCCCUCGCUUUCCCCUUAUCCGAACAACAGCUAGAGCGGCUUCGAUGUUCGAUUGUUCCAGUUGCAUGUAGGCAGAAAGGAGGAGAGGAAUGGAAAUGCCAGCUGAAGGAGUCUUCAUGGAAGCUGCGUCGGCGCCAUCGCCGGACCUCUCCUUGCACAUCAGCCUCCCAAACACUGCGCCCUCCGUCUCUGGCGGCGGGAUAGCCAUUGACCAGGGCAACAGCACCAUCGAGCUUCGCCAGGCCGGUGGCGGCGGCAACAACGCCUACACGGAGCUCUCCCUCUCGUACCCUUGGGCAGCACCGCAGGCGGAGAGCUCGUGGCAGCAAAGGAUGUUAUCAGUGCGACAGUCGCCGCCGUUCGACCACUGCUGCCGCAACCGCUCCACGCUCGAUGGCUUGAUGGAGGGGUCGAGGCCAAUCAAAGGCAUCCCUGUCUACAACAACAGUGCCUUCCCUUUCCUCCCUUUAGAUCCCAAGUAUGGGUUACCCAACCGGGUCUCAUCGUAUUGUCCUCAGUGGUCCUCCUCCCCAUACUUGCCGUCUUCCUUGUCUCCUCCAUCGUCCUCCUCGUCGAGCUUCUCUUCCAAUUUAGACAUGAUGCCAUCGUCCUUGCUUAACCCGGUCGGUGGCGUCUCAGCAUACACCCGAAUGGUCACGCCACCGACAAGGUUCAAUGGGUUCUCACCAGAUCUGUUGAUCAAGAACCAUUACCAACACCACCAGCUCUUCCAACAUCCGCACCACCAGCACCACUAUGGCACCAGACCCUUCGAUUCCUCGCACAACUUGAUGCGGUCGAGGUUUCUGCCAAAGCUCCCCGGGAAGCGGAGCAUGCGCGCGCCCCGAAUGCGGUGGACCAGUACCCUCCAUGCGCGCUUUGUCCAUGCCGUGGAGCUCCUCGGCGGCCAUGAAAGGGCUACACCAAAGUCAGUACUUGAGCUCAUGGAUGUCAAAGACCUCACUUUGGCUCAUGUCAAGAGCCAUUUGCAGAUGUAUAGAACACUGAAGACCACUGACAAGCCUGCGGCUUCCUCAGGUCAAUCGGAUGGCUCGGGUGAGGAGGAUUCAGCUCCAAGUAAUGACGAUCUUAACUUCGGACGGCUGGGGGAGCAGAGAGUAUCAUCAGCAGAUGGACUCAAACCAAGUCAUGGUUUGGACUCCCUUUCAAGCAUUACCAACACUGCUGCCAGGUGGAGUAACCCAUCAAGCUUCAGCAGAGAUGCAUGGGCACAACCAAGUGCUGGUGACAUAGAUGAACUCAGGCCAUCAGAAUUCUCCUCUGAUACUGAGGAACUCAAAAACCCUAGCUUGGAGUUCACCUUAGGAAGACCGGACUGGCAAGGGAGGAAGCAUCUUUGACACACUGAGCAUACGCACCAUUGUGAGCAGUAUUUGAGGAGGAAGAGAAAGAGAGCAAGGCGACAUCUAUCAAGUGUGAAGAUACAAUGAAACAGUACUAAGCAGCCUUCUCUUUUUGCUGUCUCUUCUGUUGUGGCUGAGAUGAGUAAAGCUGGAGUUGGUCAUGGUAGGAUUCUAACAUUUACACAUGGAAAGUGGGAAAGAAGGAUAAAAGCAAAGCUGUUGUGGUGAAGCAACGAGCAGCACUGUCAUCCUCUUCUUUCCAUUUGAUGCCUCAAACAUGUUACUGUAGCCUGCAGCAACUUCUUACAGGUGUUGCCAUGGUUGAACGUAUGAAAUCUUUGACCAAAACCAUUUUUCUAGUGCUUCAAGCAAACCCGCUUGAGAUGAUCAUGUGGAUCAAAAUCAUGCUUUAUUUAUAUUAAAUAGUGAUGAAAAGUACAUUAUCAUUUAA
Molecule: messenger RNA, 2369 nt
Organism: Musa acuminata subsp. malaccensis (wild Malaysian banana)
Lineage: Eukaryota; Viridiplantae; Streptophyta; Magnoliopsida; Zingiberales; Musaceae
Product: transcription repressor KAN1
Biological process (GO): abaxial cell fate specification; regulation of DNA-templated transcription
Molecular function (GO): transcription cis-regulatory region binding
Source: RefSeq, a predicted model, not a curated record